Messenger RNA from Pungitius pungitius (ninespine stickleback), 3141 nucleotides. It is a transcript of the gene ap1m3, whose product is annotated as adaptor related protein complex 1 subunit mu 3. Gene Ontology annotation, molecular function: clathrin-cargo adaptor activity. The record is from RefSeq and is a predicted model, not a curated record. Gene Ontology annotation, cellular component: clathrin-coated vesicle; clathrin adaptor complex. Bases 221 to 1492 code for a protein of 423 amino acids. NCBI's taxonomy places the organism in Eukaryota, Metazoa, Chordata, Actinopteri, Perciformes, Gasterosteidae. Gene Ontology annotation, biological process: intracellular protein transport; vesicle-mediated transport. The transcript is spliced from 12 exons.
CCUUCACUAAACCCCAGGAAGUUACUGCUCAGUCACAACAGCCAACUUGAUGCUCCGCUCCGGAAAAAGCAGCGAGUCGAAAAGAAAAGACCGAGGAGGAGGAGGAGAGGAGGAGGACGAAUGAUGAUGAUAGGAGCGUAUCCCCUGUAAGUGACCCGUAACCGACUGUAGACUCGCACUUCAUUCAGUUCUUACCCCUCGACGACUGCUCUCCGCCAGGAUGUCGGCCUCGGCGAUAUUUAUCCUCGACCUGAAGGGAAAGGUGCUAAUCUGCCGUAACUACAUGGGGAACAUGGACAUGAAUGAGAUUGACCACUUCAUGCCCAUUAUGAUGAAGAGAGAAGAGGAGGCUGAGAUGACGCCUCUGAUCACCCAUGGUUCCUCACACUUCCUGUGGAUCAAACACAGCAACCUCUACUUGGUGGCGAUGACAAAGAAGAAUGCAAACGCUUCCCUGGUCUACUCAUUUCUUUAUAAAAUCAUACAGGUAUUUAAGGAGUACUUUAAGGAGCUUGAGGAGGAGAGUAUUCGUGACAAUUUUGUGACGGUGUACGAGCUGAUGGACGAAGUGAUGGACUUCGGUUUCCCUCAGACAACGGACAGCAAGAUCCUCCAAGAGUACAUCACCCAGCAGGGUCAUAAAUUAGAUAUCGGCGCUCCGCGACCUCCAGCAACCGUCACUAAUGCUGUGUCCUGGCGGUCAGAGGGCAUCAAGUACAGGAAGAAUGAAGUGUUCAUGGAUGUCAUUGAGUCUGUAAAUCUACUGGUGAGCGCCAAUGGCAGCGUCCUGCAGAGUGAAAUAGUGGGCAACGUUAAGCUCAAAGUCGUCCUCUCGGGGAUGCCUGAACUCAGACUGGGCCUCAACGACAAAGUGCUGUUUGAAAUAACAGGCAGAGAGAAAAGUAAGGCCGUGGAGCUGGAGGACGUGAAGUUCCAUCAGUGUGUCCGUCUGUCGCGCUUCGAGAACGACCGCACCAUCUCUUUCAUCCCCCCCGACGGCGAGAGCGAGCUCAUGUCCUACCGCCUCAACACCACAGUGAAGCCUCUCAUAUGGAUCGAGAGCGUGAUCGAGAAGUUCUCUCACAGCCGCGUGGAGAUCAAGGUGAAGGCUCGGAGUCAGUUCAAGAGCCGAUCCACUGCCAACAACGUGUCCAUUCUGGUGCCGGUGCCCAGUGAUGCGGACUCACCCAAGUUCAAGACCAGCACAGGCAGCGCCAAGUGGGUCCCCGAGAAGAGCGCGGUGGAGUGGAACAUCAAGUCUUUCCCGGGUGGGAAGGAGUACAUGAUGCGAGCGCACUUUGAGCUUCCCAGUGUGGACAGCGAUGAGCUGGAAGCAAAGAGACCAAUCACAGUUAACUUUGAGAUCCCUUAUUUCACCGUUUCUGGGAUUCAGGUACGCUACCUUAAGAUCAUCGAGAAGAGCGGUUACCAGGCAUUACCAUGGGUGCGCUACAUCACACAAAGUGGAGAUUACCAGCUCCGGACAAACUAAAGGGCGCAGACGCUGCUAGACGAAUGGAUGUUUUCUCUCUGUCUGUCCGUCUUCUCUGUUUCUCUGGCUCCUCGUCUGUAACGGACCACAGGGGUCAAGUGGAGGACGGCACAGGAACGGGAAAAACAAGACCUCCUCCCUUCCUCUCAGACGGAAAAAGUCUGUUGGGUCAACUGUGACUUUUUUUUAACGGCUCCUCAGGAAUCUAGAAAAUCCUUUUUAAUAUACUAAUAACUGAACGGAUCAUUUUGUGACGGCGUCUGGCUUUGGCCAGUUCUCGCUUUUGAUGUGCUAUCUUGGAGGUUAACAUAAAGCUAAAUUCUGAAGGAAAGUACAUUUUGAAGCAUGUUUUGCUCACUUUUAAAUACUAGAAAACAGAGGAUUUAGAGCAUUAUCUUUUUGGAUGCUUGGCUUGUGCGCGGAGAUGUGGCUUUUUACCGUCUUAACGCACAAAUCAAAAGAUUGUGUUGUGCCAACACAGAGCAAGUGUGAGGGUUUAUUGUCAAUUUUGUAUUUCUCAAAGGAACAUGCCAUUGCAGAUGGGUGAUUAUUAUGAAUCAAAAGCGUGCCAUGCACUCUGUCGGUGUUAUUCUUUUCUGUUGGGACUGCAUUUGCUUCAUGCUGCAUUUAAACCACAUCAUUUAGCAUCUUUAACUGCAACGUUUUUAUCGCUCCUGGUUUGUCCUUAACAACCACUUUAUGAUCAAUAUACGGAACAUUUUAACUCUGCUGUUAAUCUGCCUCCCUCUCAAAGGCAUACGUUUUGUAGCAACCUUUUAUAUUCUAUAUUAAUUGCCUUACAAAUUGCCUGUAUCAUCACCUUUUUAGUGCUGGAAACAUAACCGCCAGUGCAGUGAAACGAACACCAGCAACCAGAUCAAUGAUUAAUAAGACAUAAUAUUGUCAUAGGCAUUGGCGAUGUAACGUAACACCGUCUGCGCGCUCUCAUGGGGCCUGUAACCUUGUCCUUGGGCUGGAAAUCAGCUUUGCAGCUUUGAAAUGCAGACCAAAGGAAUGAGCACGGUGCAGAAUUUUCUGUCAUAUUUCUACGUGAUGUUUAUAAUAUUCUCCCCUGUGGCAAAUGUUUGGAGAUCAAAACGGGGCGUUGAGGGGAGUGGGCAGGUAAAAAAAAAAAGGUUAAAAUAACCUGCAGGGAUUUUGAGAAUAUUGACAAUAUGUUGAACUAAUUGUUUUUUCACUGAAGGCCCAUUCACCUCCGCAGUGCAGUUUGUAGCGAGGGUCCAUAUUCUGUAACAGCAAAGAAGACAAAAAGCUUCUAUUCCAAUCGAUGUCUUAUUAUAUUUUAUUAUCAUGGGUGUGGACAUUUUCUCUGACACCAAUGAGUUGUUAAUAAAUGUGUUCUCAUAUGUUGUCAUUUAUUGAUCAACCACUAUUUGUUGAUAAGAAGCGAAGGGAAAUGUUUGGAAAUAAAAAAAAUGGUAUGCUUUGGAAUACUAGUGUUUUUUUUUUUAUUUGUUCCAACAAAUGGUGAUAGAAUAAUUAUAGUUUUUUUCUCUGAAUUAUAGCAUAUUAACAAUCUGACUUAUUACGGAUGUGUUUUGUAAUACUUUUACAUAUUUAACCGUAUAGAGUUUGAUUAAAAACAAAAGGAGUUUAGGAGUUGAAAAGGUAUUUUGAUUCAAGUGUAA